This is a messenger RNA of Aspergillus clavatus NRRL 1, 2709 nucleotides long. RefSeq lists its product as uncharacterized. The coding region runs from base 1 to 2709 and encodes 902 amino acids. NCBI's taxonomy places the organism in Eukaryota, Fungi, Ascomycota, Eurotiomycetes, Eurotiales, Aspergillaceae. The transcript has a single exon. The record is from RefSeq and is a predicted model, not a curated record.
AUGGCUUACAACGCCGUUUCUCAGGCCGACCUCGAGGUGGCUUCCAACGCGACAGAUUCUGAUGCCUCCCGCAGCCCUUCUCCUCAUUCGCAAGAUGGCCAUAAAUUCGAGCAACUACCUCUAGAUACGGAUCAUAUCGGUGGAGGAAAUUGUAUGCAACCAGCCAAGUCCGCGGAAGAUACCGACUCUGGAGGCUUGGGCUCCGUGUUACGCUCCAUCACUUCGACCAACUACGAUAUCGUGGAGGAAGACGACUACGAAGAAACGGAGCCACCGGCGAAUGAACGCGCCAACAGUCUCCGCCGUACUAUUCCUCCGCUCGAUACCACCCCAAGGUCACCAGCGCAACCGGACGCCGAGGAGCCGGCUGUGCGUACUCCGAUCAACGAUCAUCCCGUGCCUCUCAGUCAUCCAACGCCGGAUCUCCAGUCCAUUCAAGGAGCCUACGUCAAUAACGUGGAGAGAUUGGAACGAAGUGCGGAACGCUUGAGCUCGAGCUCGGCGGAUAUCGCGAGCGAGAUCCGGAAGAUGAAUCUCGAGCAGAAGAGACGGCCAUGCAGCUCAGCCUCCAAUCCAGCUCUCCCGUUCAAUCCCGAAGGCUCUCCUUUGAGGAACAGUCUCUCAAGCCCUCACGGCUCGACUCGUUCAGGACCUCGUCUGGCGCUAGUUUCUGAACUUGGGGAUGGCGGAGCGUACAGUGAUCCUCCAUUUCGACCCGCCAUCGAGUCUAUCCCCCCACUUCAGCUUCCCAGUCCCUCACCACCCCCAAAAGACGCCCCUGAACAAUACAACCUUGAUCCAGGGCAUGGGAUCGAGCGACCAUCGUCGGCUGCGUCUGGUGAUACGUACCAACAAGCUAGCGUGUUGUUCACUGACUUUGACGGCGUGCAUUUUGUCCCCCAUGACAAAGGCCCGGACCUCAUGCGGCAUGUGUCGCUCACCAGGCCUCCUUUGGCAAGCAGCUCUGAGUCGUACAAGGAACCGCAGGCGGGAGGAAACAUGGUAUAUUACCCUGCCCCCGUCCCAAUGAUGCUGAACCUGCCACCGCGGCUGUCACACAAGCCCGAUUCAGAACGGGAGCGGGAGAAACGCCGCACGCAACUUCUCAGCUCAGUUGCUUUAGCGAACAGGAAAUCCGCGCCAUGGCUGUCUGGCCGGAGCUCGGAAGAGACCAGCGAGCGCAAGGGCCAGAAGGACAUACCACCACAGCUUCGGGCAAGCGUCUUCUUUGAAUCUCCAGCCGCACCGCUUGAAAUAGAGGUCAAACAGGCUUCUGCCGUGGAAACACUCGAGAGCAUUCUGGAAGCAUCUGCACAUGCACCUGUGACCGCUUUCACCGAGCAUCCUUUUGCUGGCAACUUGGGAUCUGAUGUCUACCGGAGCUCGAAGCACAAGACAUCACACAAAGAUCUCUCCGACCAGAAGAAGAAGCGUAGCUCUAGAAGUCACCUUCUUGCCGAGUACAAUGCUUCUGAUCCGGAUGCCAGGGCGACCUCCAUGGCGAGUCAAGGAUUUCACAAGCAAACAGAAGGCGAUGCUGCAGAGAGACAUGAUGAUACUGCUUUGCAUGAUGCUGAUCGUACUUCUGAUGAGCACACUGGUAGUGAUGAUUCCGAAAGCAGCGAUGAAGAUUCGGAAGAAGGCGAGCCGGAUUUUGAAUACACGGGCCCCCCUAAUACUCUACUUGCAGAACUUGAAAUGCGAAAGCAGGAACUCAAACAACGACGAAGGACAGCUGCAACUUCUGUUGGGAUGCAUUCGACUCUCCUUCAACUCGAGGCUGUCGCUCAGAAACAGAGUGAGCACAGACGACAGAGACCGGUCACGUUGGCCUGGGAAGACCCAGAUGUCCACAAACACGAGGAGGAGGACGAUGAAGACGUACCUUUGGCCAUGCUCUUCCCCGAAAAGGCUAAUGCAGCGGACGAGAGUCGACCAUUGGGGCUCAUGGAGAAGAGGGAGAUGGAGGAGAGUGAGCCGCUGAGCCGACGUCGCGCAAGACUUCGAGGCGAACCUCUGCCGUCUGGUGGUCUUGAUAAGCGUCCAAUCACCAUGUACACACAAGCCAUGCCGGAACCCGCUCAGCCCGACAGUGGAGACGAGGAAGAGACUCUGGCGCAGCGUCUUAAACGUCUGAAAGCCAAAGACCAAACUAGCACCGUGGCAGCAAGUGAAUUCGCAAGUGAACUUCUAGCAGAGAUAAACCAGCUGCAUGAGGAUGAACAAAAGGACCCCGAGACGGAGCCUGUACCUGAGAAUGAAACUCUCGCUCAGCGGCGUGAACGGCUCCGGAAGGAAGCCGCCGCUCAGAAGCAGUCGGCUCCCAGAGCUCCGAGAUAUCGGAGAAGCAUGGCAGACAUCCUGCAUGCCCGCCCGAUCAACGUUGGGCCACCGUCGCUGAAUGAGGCUGCCAUCCAGCGCGCGUCGAUAUAUCACCGCCCUGUCGAGCCCCGAAUGUCGAUGCAGCAACUUCCCACAAACUUUGGUCAAUUCCCCUCGGCAGGAUUCCCACAACACCAGGGAUACGCCGCUUCCGAAAUGCAGGGCUAUGGAAUGGUCCACCCAAACACCUUCUACAGUGAUGCCAUUCUGGGGCGAAACCAUCUGAGCUACGCGAUGCCAAACAAUUACCAUCCCAAGGUCCUACAGCCAGUUGUUGAUAACGGCCAGCGAGAGAUGAUCGAUCGUUGGAGACAAAGCAUUCGAUAA